AUGUCACGCGCGACGCCGCGGCCGUUUCUUCGGACACCGCUGCGGGUGAAGAACACAUAUGAGCAUACGGAUCCAGAUGCGUCUGAGAAGCAUGAGCAUGUGUUUGGCACGCCGCCGCAGAAACGAGCGGUCCCUGCUGAUGAAGUGCACGUUCGGAAUGUGCCGGCGUACGCGAGCGGAAAGCAGAGCAGGGUGCUGUACAAGCAGGAUGCGACGUAUGGACGCGCUGCAAAUCCUGACGAGACGCGCGUUGCGAUCCCAUCAACCACCAAGCGGAUUGAUCAUGCGACGCGUAUGAGCCGCGAGGAAAGGUACCAGCGCGACAGCCAAAAAGCGCAAACGCAGCAGCAAUGGCGCACCGCAUUCUCGCGUGCAUUUCCAAAGCUUGUCUUCUAUCUGGACCAAAUCGAGGAGGGGCAGAAAAAAGUGCUUUGUGCGCAAAUCACACAGCUGGGCGGCGUCGUGGAAGAUUUCUUUUCGCGCAGUGUAACACACGUCGUAACGACGCGGCCCAUCCCAGCUGCGCGCAGCGUGGAGCGCAAGAAGGAGAAUGAUCCCGCCGCGGCGCGCACGCCAACAACAAAUGCCGGAGUCGUGCCGACGCGCGUCUUGACGCCGUCCAAACAUGUGCACAGCGCAGUGCCUCUACAUUCGGACCGCAACCCCCUCGACGAGAGCGGCCUGUUGCUUCCUGCAAGCGACUUGCUGUCCAAGGCACAGCACUUUGGCAUGAGAAUUUGGCGGCAGGACAAACUCGAAAACAUCCUUUCCCUACUGCUCGAGGCGCCGGCAGGCGAAGAAGAAAUUCCGCGCGACCUCUCUCAGAUGCUGCACCAGGAAAAGCUACACGGGACAACCGAGCGCGAUCCACUGGCCCUGCGCAACGAUUUUCACUACUUUGGCAAGAAUGCAUACUAUGUACUGGUCACCGACGCGACGAGCGAGCAUCGGCCCGUGGCGAUGGCCGAGUACGACUGCAUGGCACACGAAGCAACGCACAAACCUGCGCCGUGGCCCGUCUUGUUUGGCAGCACCGAAGGGCGCGGGCUCUUUGCCUACGUUAAGCCGAAGGAACGGGGGCGCUUGGCGCGCAACGAAGCGCCGAUGCUGCGCACAACGCAUACCUUGCGGCGCGCCGCAUCGCUGAAUUCAGCGCAGAUGUGCCGAGAUCCUCGCGAGUCGUCUGUUGGGCCUGGCACGCCGAAUCUCAUGGCGUCGGACAAUAGCAUUGCGCUCGCAUCCGCCGUUGCCUCCACCACGUCCGCCACACUGCACAGCCAAACGGGAAAUCCCAGCGGUGUGCUGCAGGACAAGCGCGUGGCGGAACUGAACCGCCGCAUGCAUACACCGCUCGGCCUUCGCGCGCCUGGAACAGAGACACAAGGCGCUGUGGUGAGCCGCAUGCUUACGCUGGACCGCGAAGAACGAGCGCCGCUUAGACGCUCGCGCAGCACCAACACGCCGCUCGCACUUCCCAAACGCCCCCGCGAGAAGCGCCCUGGCCACUGCGAGAACUGCCGGUGCCGCUACGAGGAUUUCGAUGAGCACUUGCGCAGUAGACGCCACAGAAAGUACGCGUUGGACGAGGGAAACUUUGUCGCGCUGGACGAGCUGCUGCAGCGCAUCCAGCGCACGCCGAGCGAGGCGUGGGAGGGACGCCAAGCGAUGCUCGACGAGUCGGCUUGGCAUGCAGCGCAGCACGCGUCUUUUUCCGACGCAGCGUCCUCGAGCACCUAUGAUCCGUUUGCAACGCUUGCGCACUACCUUCCAGAGAGCCACUGCGCUUUGCAAUCAUACCACAGCGAUACCCAGCCGUAG
Malassezia vespertilionis is the source of this 1818-nucleotide messenger RNA. RefSeq names its product Cdc7p-Dbf4p kinase complex regulatory subunit (gene DBF4). Gene Ontology annotation, biological process: regulation of cell cycle phase transition; positive regulation of nuclear cell cycle DNA replication. Gene Ontology annotation, molecular function: zinc ion binding; nucleic acid binding; protein serine/threonine kinase activator activity. The coding region runs from base 1 to 1818 and encodes 605 amino acids. Lineage: Eukaryota; Fungi; Basidiomycota; Malasseziomycetes; Malasseziales; Malasseziaceae. The record is from RefSeq and is a predicted model, not a curated record. Gene Ontology annotation, cellular component: nucleus; Dbf4-dependent protein kinase complex. The transcript has a single exon.